This is a messenger RNA of Rubroshorea leprosula, 1095 nucleotides long. The record is from the annotation of a GenBank genome assembly. Lineage: Eukaryota; Viridiplantae; Streptophyta; Magnoliopsida; Malvales; Dipterocarpaceae.
ACAUAUCAGUUCUCUACCUUCAAAGUUUCAGAUUUAUUAGAUCCAUCUUCUCUCAAAACAGAUGGAAGAUAUAUCCACCUUUCUUGCAAAAAACAGGUAUGCGGUGGUGACCGAGGCAAACAAGGGGAUUGGACUGGGAAUAUAAAGCAGUUAGCUUCCAAAGGGGUGACUGUUGUUUUGACUGCUAGAGAUGAGAAAAGGGGCAUUGAAGCUGUAGAAAAGCUCAGAGAAUCUGGUCUCUCUGACUUUAUCCUUUUUCGUCAACUUGAUGUUGCAGAUCCCGCCAGUAUUGCGUCUCUGGCAGAUUUCAUCAAAUCCCAGUUUGGAAAGCUUGAUAUCUUGGUGAACAAUGCAGGAAUUCGUGGUGCCAUAGCAAAUGAUGAUGCUAUAGAAGCUUCAGAUUUUGGAAAUUAAGCCUGGUGCACAAGUCAACUGGACUCAGAUGCUUACUCAAACACGAGUUAGCUGAAGAGGGCCUCAAGACAAACUACCAUGGUGCCAAAAGAAUGUGUGAAGCACUAAUUUCCCUCCUCCAGUUAUCCGAUUCUCCAGGAAUUGUGUAUGUUUCUUCCUCUGCAGGAAAGUUAGAGUAUGUAUCAAAUGAAUGGGCGAAAGCAGUCUUAGGUGAUGUUGAAAACCUUACUGAAGAGAGAGUGGAUGGGGUAUUGAGCCAAUACUUGAAAGAUUAUAAAGAGGGUUCAUGGGAAACCAAAGGCUGGCCUGCUUAUUUGUCUGCCUAUAAACUCUCAAAAGCUGCCAUGAAUGCGGACACAAGGAUUCUGGCCAAGAAGUACCCAGGCAUCUGCAUCAAUUGUGUCUGCCCUGGAUAUGUCAAAACUGAUAUAAACUAUUAUACAGGAAUCUGAGUGUUGAAGAAGGUGCUGAAGGUCCAGUUAGAUUGGCUUUGCUGCUCCAUGGUGGCCCAUCCGGUCUCCUCUUCGAGCAAUUGGAGGAAGAAGAAUUCUGAUGAGAUUGUGGGAAAGUUGAUGUUUUUCCUGUGUUUGUAGCUUGCGAUCCAUCUCAAAUCUCAAAUCAAAUUUCAAAAGUACAUUAAUAGUAUGAUGUUGAUCCAGAGAAUAAUUAGUCUGUGAUUAU